Messenger RNA from Carcharodon carcharias (great white shark), 1854 nucleotides. RefSeq names its product nicastrin-like. Lineage: Eukaryota; Metazoa; Chordata; Chondrichthyes; Lamniformes; Lamnidae. Gene Ontology annotation, cellular component: membrane. The record is from RefSeq and is a predicted model, not a curated record. Bases 4 to 1803 code for a protein of 599 amino acids. The transcript is spliced from 14 exons. Gene Ontology annotation, biological process: Notch receptor processing; protein processing.
GUCAUGUUGAGGUUGAAGGUGAAGGAGCGGGUCGCUGGCGUUGCCGUGGUGAUACCGACCAGGCCCGAGACGAGCCAGUUCUCGCCGCAUCAGAAGUGCCCCAACGCCGGCUACGGAGUUUACUCUCAGGAUUACGGCCCAGAGUAUGUGAACUGCAACCGGACCCUGUGGAACCCGCACGGCAAUGGACUGUCCUAUGAAGACUUCCCCUUUCCAAUUUUCAUGCUGCGGGACCAGAAUGAGACCCAGAUCAUCCGCCAGUGUUUCCUCGAUCACAAUGCACAGGUGAAUGGGACAGCUCCAGAGUAUCCGCUCUGUGCCAUGCAGCUGUCUUCUCACAUGCAUGCAGUCAGGGACACUGUCACCUGUAUGAGACGAAAUACUGCACAAGUCACACUCACGCUCAACCCCGAGAUGGUCUGUGACCCGCUUGGUGAUUUCAACGUCUGGGCUGUAACGCGGCCGAUCAACAAGUCGGACAAGGCCGGUCCUGAGGCUCGCUUUGUGCUGGCAGCCACCAGGCUGGACGCUCGCUCCUUCUUCUGGGGACUGGCGCCGGGGGCAGACAGCGCUGUCUCUGGAUUCAUCGCUCUGCUGGCUGCCGCUGAGGCCCUCGCUCGCAUUGAAGGCGUCACAACACUGCAGAAAAACAUCAUGUUUGUCUUCUUUCAGGGGGAAAGCUUUGAUUACAUUGGCAGUUCCAGGAUGGUGUAUGACAUGAGCAAAGGGAACUUUCCCAUUCGGCUGAAGAAUAUUGACUCUUUUGUGGAGCUUAACCAGGUUGGACGAGGUACCUCUCUCUGGGCCCACACUGACCCCAUCUCUCGACUGAACUCUACCACUGAACAGAAGGUCCACAGCCUCCUGGAGUCUCUGUUCAACGCCACCUCGGGGACCAGCGUGACUGUGCAGGAGCCCACACGCAGCCAGCCGCUCCCGCCCUCCUCUUUCCAGAGGUUUCUCCGGGCGGAGGAGAUCCCGGGGACCGUGCUGACAGAUCACCACGCUGCCUUCACCAACAGAUACUACGAGAGCGCUUACGAUAUGCAGGAGAACAUCGGAUUGGAAUAUCCUGAAGGCCUGACUCCUGAGGAGUCCCUUAACUAUGUCACAGACACUGCCAGGGCACUCGCAGACGUGGGCACGGCGAUGGCCAGGGCCUUGUACCGUCAGGCCGGGGGCAACACCAGUCUGGGGAACAUCACAGCCAGCCCGCAGACGGUUUCUCGGAUGCUCUACACAUUCCUGGUGCAGCAGAAUAACUCGUGGAGCCGAUCGAUUCUGAGCACCGACGCCCAGAGUAUCGUGGGUAAGGAGCAGAUGAUGUUCUAUGUGUCUGCCAGUAUCCACUUGAACACUCCCACGCUUUUUGUGCAGCACAUCCUGGCCAAUCUGACUGGGACAGCCACUAACCUGACCGAGGAGCAAUGUCGGAAUGCAGACAAGAGGCCGGAGCAGGAUAGGGAUCUCUACGACUUUCUGUGGAUCCAGGGCUGGAAAGGUGAAAACGCAACUGAGCCCAAGCCCUACUGCGUGCAGAGCCCCGUCUGGCUAACCAAGGCUGUCUCGCCAGCCUUCGAGCUGAAGGACUGGGCCUCAACCGAGUACUCGACCUGGACCGAAAGCCGGUGGAAGGAGAUCAGCGCCCGCAUCUUCCUGGUGGCCAGCAGGAAGCUGGAGAUCAUUACGCUGCUGACUGGGAUCGGGGUCCUCUUGGUGUCACUCAUCCUCAUCUACUUUGUCAACGCCAAGGCCAAUGUCCUGUUCACCAGCCCACGGGAACACAGCACCUCCAGCUACUGACGUCAAGGACACCUUCACACAGCGUGGGGGGAGGGGUUCGGGGGUAGAGGG